UAAAUUUGAUUUCCCCUUUCCCACGAAGAAUCGUCCUCAACGGCCCUGUUGUCUCUGUUUCUCUCUCUUACAGUCCCCUGCCCCUUCUCUUCUCUCUUUCCUGCUCGUCUUAACUACCCUUUCGUUCUUGCUCAGACUCUCUCUCUCUCGCUCGCUCGCUGUCUGCGUUCGACAACUGCUAUUUUUGAAGAUUGGCUGCGAAGAAAGAACUAUCGUUCUGAAGCAGGACCGCUACUUCUGUGAACCGGAGCAGAUGGAGUCUUCCGUCUCAGACUUCGAGGUCGCUCCCUUCUCUCUCCUCCUUCUCCUCUUCGUGGCCGCGAUUAGUUGCUUCACGCAUCUCGGGUCUCACGCUCAACUUGUCCCUCUCGAUGAAGUGCGGACUCUCCAAAACAUAUCCACAAAGUUAAACGUCCCUAAUUGGAGCUUCAACCAAAAUUCUUGCAGAGAGGGCCAUUCUCUAAACGUGACACAUAGUGAGACCAGUUUGAGCAAUAUCACAUGUGACUGCUCUUUUGACAAAAAUACUGUUUGCCAUGUCAAAACUAUCUGGCUGAAGGGUCUCAACUUAAGUGGAGUUUUUCCUGCAGAAUUUGGAGAUCUUAGUUACCUACAAGAAAUCGAUCUCACUUACAACUAUAUUAGUGGCUCAAUUCCUGUGAGUUUAUCUAAGACCUCUCUCACUAGUAUAAUCAUUUCGGGAAACUGCAUUAGUGGUUCAAUUCCUAAGGAAAUUGGGGACAUUGCUACUCUUCAGCAUCUUGUUUUGGAAGAUAAUCAGCUUAGUGGAUCGCUUCCUGAAAAUCUUGGAAAUUUGAGGCGCUUGAUCAGACUAUUAUGGAGUCAGGUCCUGCAGGAAGGCCAGAAAAGGGAAGGUGCAGAAAUCAAGAUCUAUCUAAAAAUCAGGAUAGGGAGGUCAGAAGAGAAGACAAGUGCUAUAGCUGUGGAGAAUGCGAAGGAAGCUAGAAUUCCGGGAGAAGCUGCAUGUCUCUCUGAGGCAGCUGGGGUUGUUUUUGGGGAGGAGAUUGCCCAAUAUUUAGGUAAGUCUGAUGUGGGCAGUAAUAUGGUGAUUAAAGGGCGGAUUACAUCUUUUGGGUUCCAUGCUGAAGGAACAAGGUUUGAGAGCAACAAGGUUUAUGCUCAUCUGAAGACAGCUCGUAUGGGUGCAGAGAUGAGGAAGGUGUUUGAUGAUAAGAGAGAAAAAUCUGGUGAGUCAGUGCCAAAGGUAUUAAGGAGAGAUUCUAAAGGAGAAUUUAUUGAAGUGGAAGACUCUCUUGCAAAGAAGGAAAUUGGUGGUAGCAAUGGAGCAAGUAAAGGAAAGGAGAUUGUUAAAAUCCCGAGUAUCUUUGUGUAUAAUGGGUAA
Molecule: messenger RNA, 1363 nt
Organism: Malania oleifera
Lineage: Eukaryota; Viridiplantae; Streptophyta; Magnoliopsida; Santalales; Ximeniaceae
Product: probable LRR receptor-like serine/threonine-protein kinase At1g53430
Exons: 10
Coding region: 254-1363 (369 amino acids)
Molecular function (GO): protein binding
Source: RefSeq, a predicted model, not a curated record